Messenger RNA from Emys orbicularis (European pond turtle), 3012 nucleotides. It is a transcript of the gene PIK3R1, whose product is annotated as phosphoinositide-3-kinase regulatory subunit 1. The record is from RefSeq and is a predicted model, not a curated record. NCBI's taxonomy places the organism in Eukaryota, Metazoa, Chordata, Testudines, Emydidae. Gene Ontology annotation, molecular function: 1-phosphatidylinositol-3-kinase regulator activity; protein binding. Gene Ontology annotation, cellular component: phosphatidylinositol 3-kinase complex. The coding region runs from base 635 to 2809 and encodes 724 amino acids. Gene Ontology annotation, biological process: insulin receptor signaling pathway; phosphatidylinositol phosphate biosynthetic process. The transcript has 16 exons.
CGGCGGUGCCGGGGCUAGAGCGGGCUCUUGGCCGCAGGGAGCCAGGGACGGCGCGGAGCUGCUGCGGACGGUACAGCAUGUGUGCAGAGCUCAUUAACGGAUGUUAAAUAUAUGGAGAUAUACCUAUCUCACAGAACUGGAAGGGACCUUGAAAGGUCAUCAAGUCCAGUCCCCUGCCUUCACUAGGAGGAUCAAGUACUGAUUUUGCCCUAGAUCCCUAAAUGGCCCCCUCAAGGAUUGAACUCACAACCCUGGGUUUAGAAGGCCAAUGCUCAAACCACUGAGCUAUCCCUCCCCCAUGUUCUAUGGCAAGUACAUCAGAAGAAGGUGUAACAGGCUGUAAAAUUCAGCUAAACUUGAAUUCUUGGUCCCAGGAGUGCCAGGAAACUCAGAAAAGGAAUUAAUUGGAAGAAUAUUGAUCUAGACUUGAAGAAGUGGAACACAUCAGCAACAGAAUACCAAAUCCUGGUGCUUUUUGAAUCUUUAGAGGAUUGUAUUCUUUAGGAAUUCCUAUUGACAUUUUAACUAUCCCAUUUAGUACAUUUUUAAUCUGUUUGUACAUAAAGAUUAAUCUGGACAACUUGAGUUUUGUUAUUGUUUAAUUACAUUAUUGAAUGUUAAAAUAUUUGCCAAGAUGAGUGCAGAAGGAUACCAGUACAGAGCUUUAUAUGACUACAAAAAAGAGCGAGAAGAAGACAUUGACUUGCACUUAGGGGAUAUAUUAACUGUGAAUAAAGGUACCUUAGUAGCACUUGGAUUUAGUGAAGGGGAAGAAGCGAAGCCUGAGGAAAUUGGUUGGUUGAACGGCUGUAAUGAAACCACAGGGGAGAGGGGGGAUUUUCCAGGAACUUACGUAGAAUAUAUUGGAAGAAAAAAAAUAUCUCCCCCGACUCCGAAGCCUCGUCCUCCUCGACCCCUUCCUGUAGCACCAAGUUCUGCAAAAGUUGAAGCAGACAGUGAGCAGCAAGCUUUUACACUUCCAGAUCUUACAGAGCAAUUUUUGCCUCCUGACGUCGCUCCACCAAUUCUUAUCAAGAUAGUGGAGGCUAUUGAAAAGAAAGGUCUGGAAUGUUCAACUUUGUACAGAACACAAGGGUCAAGCAGUAUUGCAGAACUAAGCCAAAUUUUUGAGUGUGAUGCCUCAUCAAUGGAUUUUGAGCCAAUUGAUGUGCAGAUCUUAUCAGAUGCUCUCAAGAGGUAUCUCCUGGACCUGCCAAAUUCUGUCAUUCCAGCAUCUGUUUACAGUGAAAUGAUUUCAGGAGCUCAAGAAGUUCAGAGCUCGGACGAAUAUGCUCAGUUGCUGAAGAAACUCAUCAGGUCUCCAAAUAUACCUCACCAGUAUUGGCUCACUCUCCAAUAUUUGCUUAGACAUUUCUUCAGACUUUGUCAAACCUCCAGCAAAAAUCUCUUGAAUGCAAGAUCCCUAGCUGAAAUUUUCAGCCCUCUGCUUUUCAAAUUCCAGUUAGGAAGUUCUGAUAAUGCUGAACACCUCGUAAAAAUCCUAGAAGUUUUAAUCACAAGUGAAUGGAAUGAGAGACAGCCAGUACCAGCACUGCCUCCUAAACCACCAAAACCUAAUACUGUAAUUAACAACGGUAUGAAUAACAACAUGUCUUUACAAGAUGCUGAAUGGUAUUGGGGAGAUAUCUCAAGGGAAGAAGUAAAUGAGAAGCUUCGUGACACUGCUGAUGGUACCUUUUUGGUACGAGAUGCUUCUACCAAAAUGCAUGGAGACUACACACUUACACUAAGGAAAGGGGGAAAUAACAAAUUAAUCAAAAUAUUUCACCGAGAUGGGAAGUACGGCUUUUCCGACCCAUUAACUUUCAACUCUGUGGUUGAGCUAAUAAACCACUACCGGAAUGAGUCUCUAGCCCAGUAUAAUCCUAAACUGGAUGUAAAAUUACUUUAUCCAGUAUCCAAGUACCAGCAGGAUCAAGUUGUGAAAGAGGACAGUAUUGAAGCAGUGGGAAAGAAAUUACAUGAAUAUAACACUCAGUUCCAAGAAAAGAGUCGAGAAUAUGACAGACUUUAUGAAGAUUACACCAGAACAUCUCAGGAAAUUCAAAUGAAAAGAACGGCUAUUGAAGCAUUUAAUGAAACAAUAAAAAUAUUUGAAGAGCAGUGCCAGACACAAGAAAGAUACAGCAAAGAGUAUAUUGAAAAGUUUAAACGGGAAGGAAAUGAAAAAGAAAUACAAAGAAUAAUGCACAACUAUGAGAAGCUGAAGUCUCGAAUAAGUGAAAUUGUGGACAGCAGACGUAGACUAGAAGAGGAUUUAAAGAAGCAAGCAGCUGAAUAUAGAGAGAUUGACAAACGUAUGAACAGCAUUAAACCAGACCUUAUACAGCUGAGAAAGACAAGAGACCAGUACUUGAUGUGGUUGACUCAAAAAGGUGUUCGGCAAAAGAAGUUAAAUGAAUGGCUGGGCAAUGAAAAUACAGAAGACCAAUACUCUAUGGUGGAAGAUGAUGAGGAUUUGCCCCAUCAUGACGAGCGAACGUGGAAUGUGGGAAAUAUCAACAGAAGCCAAGCUGAAAAUCUGCUGCGGGGAAAACGGGAUGGAACGUUCCUUGUUCGGGAGAGCAGCAAACAGGGCUGCUAUGCUUGCUCUGUUGUGGUGGAUGGAGAAGUAAAGCACUGUGUCAUAAACAAAACCCCUAGUGGGUAUGGAUUUGCAGAGCCAUAUAACUUGUACAGCUCUCUUAAAGAACUGGUGCUACAUUACCAACACACAUCACUCGUGCAGCACAAUGACUCUCUCAAUGUCACACUAGCCUACCCAGUAUAUGCACAGCAGAGGCGAUGAAGACCUUAAUACUCUGUUUUAAAACAAAAAAAUCAACAACACUGAGGCCUCUGGAGAGAGAAGGUUCCUUUCAGCCUGAUUUGUGAAUUUCAGCUGCAGUAUCAAAGCUGUCUGUCUUCAGAUGGGACUAGAGCUUUCUUGACAACUGCAGUGGGAGAGAUCACAGUAUUAAGCUGUGAAUGUAUGUUUCUUAUCUAAAGUGC